AUGUCGAACGCAACCCACCAUGAGUCUGGCGGGGAAGCCACCGUGCGCGUGUCAUAUCUGGCUGGGUAUAUCAUCCUGUCAUAUGUGAUCAGCGCCAUGGGAUGCGCAACUACACUGGAGCUUCUCCACCGGCGGACAUCAAGAUCCGGUCUAUACAACUGGUACCUCCUCUUGACAUCAUCCAUCACCAUGGGCGGCAUAGGAAUCUGGUGUAUGCAUUUCAUCGGCAACCGCGCCAUCGUGCUCGGCAACGGCGAAGGAAAUAUCCAGAUCCUAUACAACGUCGCCUUCACGGGAACCUCAUUCGCACUCCCGGUUGCAGUGCUAUUAUUUGCCUUUUAUGCCGUCGGCGUCGAGGAAAAGGCGGGAUAUAUUCGCAUUCUGGUAGGAGGACUGCUGACUGGCAGUUCUGUCUGUGGGAUGCACUAUGUCGGUCAACUGGGUAUUUCUAAUUAUCGCUGCUCAUACCACCCAGCCAAUGUGGUCGGAUCAGCCAUCAUCGCUAUCUUCUCCAGUACUACUGCGCUGGGAAUCUUUUUCCGGUGGAGGGCAUCUUGGACUGAUAGUUGGUGGAGGCGUGGGCUGUGUGCUUGUCUGCUGGCCGGUGCUGUCUCUGGCAUGCAUUGGACGGCUGCCGUUGGUACAAUCUAUCGCGAUCAUAAUCAGAAGAUCACCAAUGGACAGCAGCUGUCUAGGAGUCAGGUGGUGAUUAUCUGUGCUGUGUUGGCCUGUGUUGCUUGUGUGAUCUUGUCUGCUUGUGCGAUUGUCGCCGGUAGAAACCGCAGAAAGUCGACUACUCGUGCCCAUCAGCUUGUUCUCGCUUGUGCCUAUUUCGAUCCCAAUGGCCGAGUCAUGGUUACGCCCCAGGCUCUUUUCCCAACGCGCAAGAUCGUCGAUCAUUACAUUGGUCGGACUUUCAAGGACGACGAUCUCACUCGUACUCACCCUACCUUCUUGUGGGCGUUUAGGGCUACUCGCAAUUGGCCUGUCAUCAAGGAUCUUGUUCCGUUCAUGCGAAACCGUCUGGAUUCGGAGGGACGUGCCAUUCAGCAACAUAUGCUCUCUCGAGGCGUGUUCAUGGAUAAAGAGACCGAGUUGCAGACUGACUUUGACACUUUGUUCAAGCAACUCUUCUGUGUCACGGCUCAAGAGCUGUCAGAGGAACUCCGACAGCCUCUACAGGAUCUGGGCACGCUUUACGACGAUGUCCUCUCCACUGCCAUCCCAGUCUCUCGCAUCUCCAAAGCUAUGGGCCGGUCAUCUCUCCGCACUGGCAAAGGCCAGUUGAUGUUCACAGUCCGCCAACUGCAGAAGAACGAAGCAGCAAGACUCGCCUCGCAAGGCUUCCGAUUCGCAACCAUCGAACAUGUCACCUCAACCAUCUCCCGCCGCAUCCACGUCCCCGAAGCCAAUCUAACCAGCGCUCUCCGCGACAUGCGCGACUAUGCCAGCUCAAGCCGCGGCUUCGAAGAAGGCGUCCACUUGAUCUCCUAUGUUAUGCGACCCUCAAUUCACGACCACUUCGAAAUCCUGACAGUAAAGGGAAUCGGCAACCCUCUCCCAUCUUCCACUCUCCCAAUAAAGAACCUCCAAGUCCAACACCUCGAGCUCCUCACACACAUGGAAGGCUGGUCAAUGACCACCUGCCUCCGCUACCUAUCCUCCCCAGCAGCCUCUCAAACCUUCCCCAACCUUUCCGAAUUCCGCAACCACCUCUCCAAGUCCAUCUCCUCUCUCUCCAAAUCCCUUCCAGAGGAUAUGCGCUCCGCUGCCCAACUAUCCGCCCGCCCUCUCACAGCACCCUGUCGCACCCGCCCAUCCUCAGCCUCAACCUCCAAAGAAUCCUUCCCGCAAUCAAACUGCACACUCAUCACCUUCUGCGUCGUCGGCACCCUAGACACCCAAGUCCCCAACCCAGACUACAUCUUCACCCCGCUGCGCCUCUUCCGCGUACAACAGCAAGUCAACGACAGCAUAGCCGACACAGAAGGGUUCGCGCGCGAACUAGGCCAAGAACUCUUCUGCACAGAUGUCCGCUCAGGUUCCUCAUCCACAGAAUCUGACAUCGCCUCGUCAGCCCGCAUGGCCAUCUCCAAGCUCUGGCCCCAUCGCACCGGCCAUUCUCAUUCCAUGACCUCGACGGAAUCGCUCGUUGAGCCUGCUGCUACCGCGUUGGGCGACAUCACCGUUCACAAGGAGGUGCGCGUGGACAUUACUCGUCUUCAUGAGACUAGUAAUGCGCUGUGUAGUGAAGCUAAGACUAUCGUUGCUGCUGGCGAGCUGCCUACUACGCCGUUGACCUACGUCGAUGAGCUGUACAGUCUGUGCUAUGCGCCGGGGCUUCGAGUGAGGCCUGAUUCUUCGUUGCAUCAGCAUCAUCGGGUUUCUAUGUGA
Molecule: messenger RNA, 2394 nt
Organism: Penicillium nucicola
Lineage: Eukaryota; Fungi; Ascomycota; Eurotiomycetes; Eurotiales; Aspergillaceae
Product: MHYT domain-containing protein
Exons: 3
Coding region: 1-2394 (797 amino acids)
Source: RefSeq, a predicted model, not a curated record